AUGAUGUCAGCCCAGGAACUUGUGGCCUGCCUCUGCAGGGAGGGAGACCAGCAUCUGGCCCUGGGGCAGCCUCCACUGGCCACCGCCUUCUACCUGGCAGCCUUCAGCUGCCACGCCCCCUCAGCUGUGCGGAGUGUGCGUGAGGCCCUUGCUGAGGCACAGGGGGCACCAGUGGUGGCCACACUGGAGGCCUGGUGCCGCGGGGACGGCCAGAUCCCCACCAUCCACUGGGACGGCAUGGCAGUGGUCUCCCUGACAGGGACCCUGGCCUCCGCCUUCCUGGCCGCCCUGUGCCCUGACCACCCUGCCUCAGUCCUGCAUAUACUAGCUGGCCUGCUGGCCCAUGGGCACCAUGAGGAGGUGGCACAGCGCUGUGAUGCUCUAUUGGCCACUCACCUCCAGCAAGCCCUGGAGCUGCAGCUGACCCGGGCCCUGGCCCGGGUCCUGUCCAGGGUGCAGGUGGCCGAUGGCAUGGCCGACUACCUUCGAGCCUUUGUUGAGAACCCUGAGCGAACAGUGGCAUUCAUCCGCGCCCACCAGCAGCCUUACCUCCCCCUGUUGGUCCACACCCUGGAGGACCACAUCUCAGGCCACCAGGAGGCAGGGAGCAGUGCCAGCCAGCAGGAGACCAACUGCCAGCGACUCAUGGCUGCACUGGGCCCCAGGGGUGCCCAGAGCCAGCCCCUCCAACCCACAGCUCUGCUCCAAGAGGGCAGGUAUGAAGACUGCCUGUCAGCGUGCAGCCGGGCCCUCGAGCCGGACGCAGUAGGCACCCGACCCCAAGGCGAGCGCCUGGCCGCCUUGUUGGUCACCCGCGCGGCCGCGGCCUUCUUCCUGGAAGGCCGGGCCCAGGACAUGCUGAGGGACCUGCAGGAUGCCUUCCACGAGAGCCCAGCAGCUGCACGGAGGCAGUUCCAGGAGCUGCUUUCGACCGAGGACCGCGAACGCGUCCGGGCCCGGGUGCAAGAGGCCGCGGACAUGGGCUUCGCACGCUUUCGGGAGGCCGUGCGCAGCCGCCUGGAGCUGCGCGGAGACACCGGCCGCGAGCUGCUGGCCCCGGUGACCAGCGCGUUGCGCUUCCUGCUGCGCGUAGCACCGCCUGGAGCGCGGCCGGGGCUGGGCGUCCGCUUAGCCGAGUGCCUGCUACUGGCCGGGGACCCGACAGGUGCUUGGGCGCUGUGCGAGCGCCUGCUACGGCCGGGCGACCGUCAAGGUGGCCGUCGAAGCCCUCGCUCCCGGCCCCGCGCGCCCUUGCUGGCCCUGCGCGGCUUCUGCGCGCUGCAUGCCGGGGACACUCGGCGCGCCCGGGAGGACUUCCAGACGGUGGUGGAGCAGGGCGUUCCGCACCCUGGAAGCUGUGUGCGUGCGCUGUGCGGCCGUGGACUGCUGCGCGUGCUGGACGGCAGCGCCUUCCUGGGCGCGUUGGACUAUGUCACCGCCUGCCAGUUGCGGCCUGAGGAGGCGCUGCUUGCCGCCAAGGCCUACGUGCCCUGGAACCACAGAGGGCUACUGCUGACUGUACUGAGCGAAGAGGGCCGCCGGAUGCUGCAGAGGAGGCUGGACCCCGCGCCCGCAGGCAUGCCCGGCCGCCGGAGGAAGGCCGCAGAGGCGCGCAGCCCGGUGGCGCAGGAAGGGGACGCCCAGGGUGUGUACCAGCUGGCCAUGCUGCUGAUGGAGCUGGACACAGAGGACGAGGCCUCGCGCCUCCUGGCGGCUGAUGCCCUGUAUCGCCUGGGCCGCCUGGAUGAUGCCCACAAGGCACUGCUGGUGGCCCUAUCCCGGAGGCCCCAGUCAGCUCCCGUGCUGGCACGACUGGCCCUGCUGCAGCUGCGGAGGGGCUUCUUCUAUGACGCCAACCAGCUGGUGAAGAAGGUGGUCCAGUCCGGGGACACAGCCUGCCUCCAGCUCACCCUGGAUGUCUUCCAUGAAGAGGACCGGAAGCUGCUUCGGAGCCACUGCCACACACGGGCCCUGGCCAUCCUGAGGGCACGACCAGACGGGGACAGUGGGGCCCAGGCCAGAGAGGCCGUCUCCUACCUGUCUCUGGCCAUCUUCGCUGCAGGGGGUCAAGCCAGUGAUUCCCUCCUUGCCCGUGCCCGCUGCUAUGGCUUCCUGGGCCAGAAGAAGACAGCCUUGUUCGACUUCAACACCAUACUCCGGGCAGAGCCCAUGAACGUGCAGGCACUUUGUGGAAGGGCGCUGGUAUACCUGUCUCUGGGCCAACAGAAGGAGGCCGUGAACGACAUCAUCUCUGCUCUGAAGCUGGACCCAGGCACCGUGGUCCCUGAAAUUCGCUCACUGAAGCCAGAAGCCCAAGUCCUGAUCACCCAGGGCCUGUACGUCCACUGCCGGGCUCUCUUGAGCCAGCCACUGGACACUGGGGCACCCCUCAGUGAUGAGGACACCCAGAGCCUCCUUGCCGGGGGGGAGGCACUGGUCAAACUGGAUGCCCAGCAGCCAGGCGGGCACAUCCUCCUCACAGAUGUUCUUAUGGCCGUAGGCAGCUUCGAGGAGGCUGGCGCCCACCUGCAAAAAACCCUGACCUCUGCUCCACCGUCAGAGGCAGCCCGGGCCCGGCUCGGCCUGCUCUGGAUCAAGAAAGGAGACAUGCUGGCUGCGGUGCAGGACCUGCAGGGCCUGGUGGAGAAGGACCCCAGGGAUCUCGGCUUCCUACUGCAUCUUCUGGAGCCCUCAGAAAGGCAGAGCCUCACCCAGGCCGCUGCCCAGGAAGCCAGCACCCUCCUGGAGGCGGGGCUCCCAGGGCAGGCGCUGGGCUUUUGCUCACUGGCUGUCCUAGCAGGCAGAGACAGUGCCCAGCACCUGCGCAUGCGGGCCACCUGCCUGGCCGAGCUGCAGGAGUUUGACCGUGCACUCAGGGACCUGGAUCGUGUGCUCCAGGAGGGAGCAGGGGGUGGUGACCCUCCGAUGCAGGCGGAGGACUUCUGCUCCCGAGGCCGUCUGCUGCUGAGCCUGGGGGAUGAGGCUCAGGCUGCAGGGGCCUUCGCCCGGGCCCUGGAGCUGGCGCCCACCCUGGCUGUGAGCAGCCUGAGGGAGAGGCCAGGCCAGGGCCCCACCGCCCAAGUGUUCCAGCACCACGGGCAGCGCUGCCUGGAGGCCCAGCGCCAUGCAGAGGCCUGGACAGCAGUCGAGAAGGGCCUGCUCGUGGAUCCUGAGCACUGUGGCCUGAAGAGGCUGAAGGCAAGAGUCCGCAGGGAGGCAUCCUCAGGCUGCCGGCUCCACUGACUCCUCCACAGGCCACCCUGUCGUUUUCCUCAGGUGUCCAGUCCCUGAUCAUACCACCCCGAACCAGAUGGGACAGUGGGAACUAGACAAGCAGGUUACUUCCUUUUGGCCCUGGAAGUACAAGACGUGGCAGGCCAUCCUGAGGGGCUCAGACCAAAAUGUCUUAGGGUUCUCAGGAGAAAUGGAACCAGUAAGAUACAUAGAGAUUUUAAGGAAUUGGCUCACAUGAUUGUGGGGACUGGGAAGUCCAAAAUCUGUAGGUCAGACAACAUGCUGGAGAAUCCUGUAGUCUUACAUCCCAAAAUUCAUAGGCAUUCUGGCAAGAUGUCUGUUUGUAGUCUGGAUGCAAAGUACUCUCUAGGAAAACUCCCAUUUUGCUCUUCAGACCUCCAGCUGAUUGGAUGAGGCCCACCCACAUUAUGGAGGAUCAUGUGAUUUACUUAAAGCCAGCUGAUUGAAUCACAUGUACCUACUCCAUACCAGGAACUAGUGUGACCAGACAACUGAGAAUCGUAGCCUAGCCAGGUUGGCACAUAAAAUUCACCAUCACAGUCCGCCAUUUGUCCACCUGGCACCCAUACACAUCUCCUUAAACCAUACUUAAUCUCCACAUAAAGACAGUAACAAAGUCACACUUCCACCUAACGUGAUACAACCAUCCUUCGUACAACUAAAAGUGCACUCACCCCUUUUCCAGAAGAUGCAAAGUAAAUACAUCUUAUGUUUUAGGAUAAGUAAUGGGAUGAGAGGCAAGAACACAGAUAUUUGCUAUACACACACACGUAACAAAAUAAAGAAGAAAUACUCAUAACAAACACAGUCCUCAUGUCUACAAGUGAUCACGUGGUGGUCACUGUUGUUUAGAACCACCUUUUCGCACUCCCUCUUCCAUGUUCCUUGCUGCAGUGGGCAGCCUCACCCCUAAAGCUGGGCCCUCUUGGGAAGAGGAGCAGCCCUGGGCCUCCUUAUCUCAUUUUCGUUUCUCUCCUUCUGUCGCUGUUUCCUCUCCCUCUGCCCCAUCCUUCUGUGGUGUGAAACCCUUGCUGAGAUUGGCCUCUCCUGACCUUCUGUUGUGGGUUGAAUUGUGUCCCCCCAAAAUAUAUGUUGGAGUCCUAACCCCUGUGAAUGUGAUCUUGUGUGAAAAUAGGUCUUUGAAGAUGUUAAGUUAAAUGAGGUCAUACCAGAGUAGACCAAAAAAAAGCCAAAUGCAUCGCCCUUGAGUUGAUCCCUACUCAUAGCAAUCCUACAGGACAGAGUAGAACUGCCCCAUAGGAUUUCCAAGGAGCAGCUGUUGGAUUUGAACUGCCAACCUUUUGGUUAGCAGCCUGAGCUCUUAACCACUGCAUCACCAGGGCUCCAAAACCAAACCUGCUGCCAUUGAAUUGAUUCCAACUGAUAGACCCUAUAAAAAAAAUCCUAAACCCUUCUGAGUGGCAUCUUAUAAAAGAGAAGGACAGACACAGAAACAGAGUCAUAGAUGGUGGGGAAGGCAGAUGCCAUGUGACGAUGGAGGAAGAUGCACCUAUAAUCAGCAAAGGAAUGCCAACAUUGCCAGCAGCCACCAGAAACUAGGGGAGACCUAUGGAGCAGUUUCUCUCUCAAAGUCCCCAGAAGGAAUCAACAUGACUGAUGCCCUGAAUUCAGACUCCUAGCCUCCAGAACUCAGAUAAAAUAAAUUUCUGUUCUUUAGAGCCACCCACUUUGUGGUAUUUUGUUAUGGCAGCUCUAGGAAACUAAGACACCCACCCACCCCUCCUCCCA
Loxodonta africana (African savanna elephant) is the source of this 5004-nucleotide messenger RNA. RefSeq names its product tetratricopeptide repeat domain 34 (gene TTC34). The transcript is spliced from 8 exons. Gene Ontology annotation, molecular function: protein binding. The record is from RefSeq and is a predicted model, not a curated record. NCBI's taxonomy places the organism in Eukaryota, Metazoa, Chordata, Mammalia, Proboscidea, Elephantidae. Bases 1 to 3243 code for a protein of 1080 amino acids.